Ceraceosorus guamensis is the source of this 1815-nucleotide messenger RNA. RefSeq lists its product as hypothetical. Bases 1 to 1815 code for a protein of 604 amino acids. The transcript is spliced from 4 exons. NCBI's taxonomy places the organism in Eukaryota, Fungi, Basidiomycota, Exobasidiomycetes, Ceraceosorales, Ceraceosoraceae. The record is from RefSeq and is a predicted model, not a curated record.
AUGCUCUCUGUUCAGCUCAACUCGACCCGCGCCUUACAUGGCGUCCCUACCGGUCCACGGCAUCCAUCAGCAUGCUAUGAAAGCGCCUCACCGACAGAUGCAGGUUGCACCAGCGGAUCAAGUGAAGCGCAGCAGGCAUCGAUAGCCGAGCAAGGGCUAGACUAUCGCUCGUCGCCAUCACUGCACGCGGACGAGUCUAGCAGCUCCGCCUACAAGCGUAAACGUAGCAAUUCUUCAGCUCAAAUCGAGAAAUCCGGUCAGACCAGGGCUUCUGGUAGCAAUACGACACCAAUCAGGCCAAGGCGAGGUACCAAGGAGCGCGGGGACGCGAAGAUGCAAGAGGGUGCUGACGACCUUCAGAAACGAUUGUCGAGCCCGUCUUUGAAAGAUUAUGCCCUUGCUGCUUCCGAGCUUCCUCAAUCUAAAAGACCACGCUCUGAAACACACACGGCUGCUCAUCGCCGAUCCGAAUCACUCGACAGCUACGUGGACAAGUAUCUUGCAAGCACGGAAGGGAGCGGCGAGGAGAGGCAAGACUCCGCGCCGACAGUUCCUGCCAUCACCACGUCUAGCUCGGCGUGCAACGAUUUGGGCACCUUGCAUAGCGGCCAGAUCGAUCCCAAUGCGUCCGCCAACUCGUCGCCUUUGAAGGCUCUGAUCGUCCUGCUGAAGGCGAGCUGGCAAGCAAAGUCCGCCGUUGCUGCCCCCGCCUCUCACACUGUAGAAGGUAAAAAGGCUACCGAUGAGCGCUGGACAACAGUCUUAUCGUCGACCUAUCGAAGAGUCUUGACGUGGACAUCACAUGGACCAGCCGACCGUCGCAAGCUUGCACUCGAAGGAGCGCUCUCUGUGGCUGGUCCGCACAUCAUUCGCGAAGACGAGCAAGCCACUCUGGACGCGCUCUGGGAUCUCUGCGAUCACGACGACGAGAAGAUUCGAGUGAUCGGCUACGCGCUAGCUUCGCAGGUCUCACGAAAGUUCCCACGGUUUGCUGCUAGCUCGGUAGACAUCCUCAUUCAGUGCCUCACCGUCCCUGGAUGCUCCAAAGAAGAGAUUGCUUCCAUUCAUCAUGGUAUUGAACAGCACAUGCGAGAAUGGCCUCAGAGCACCUCAAAAGUGUUGCUGCAGAAUAUCGUCGAGAAGGAAGAGUGGUGGACGCACCUCCUCACCGCUAUCGAGACAAUCAUUCAAGGCUCAUGGAGAGUCCAUACAGAAGCUGCGCUGCUCAAUGCGAUUCGCGCCGAGUGGGUGCCAUUGAGCUCCAACGUUGUACUCUUCAAGCGCAUCGCCGCGCUGCUGGCUCAAUUUGAGUUUGCUCGAGCGGCCGACGAAGCGGCUGAAGCUUCGAGGACGGCAAUUGUGCGAUGGUUCAGUGAAAUCCUCAGGGACGCUUUGGAUGCUCAUCUGUCGAGCAACGAGGUCGAAGAAGGCGAGGCAACCGAAUUAACUUCAAGCUCAAAGGAAUGUGCAACGCAAGUUGCACGGACCAGUACCUCCACUCACUUGCGGGUGGACGGCAAGAGCAAUGGCAUUAUCAAUGUAGAUGCAAGCAGCCCAUUCGAAGGGUUCCUCAUGCUUAUAAAGAGGCAGAAGACUGGAUCGCUCUGGCAAUUGUUGAGCGCGGUGCUCCCUGCCGAUUCAGAUGCCGCGGUGCUUCCGCUAGAUCUUCUAGAUGACUAUGCUCUGCGCGAAAUCCUGCGCGCUGUAGCACGUCAGCUGAUAGACGGACGAGCAGACCCUAUGAUCAGAGGUCAGAGUCAAAAUUUGCAGAAGUGGGUGUCCCUUGCUUUCACCGUGAGUACGGCCGUGAAGUAA